GGCGUUACUGGGACUGCUGUUUUCCAUUUUGACAAAUCAGAUAAUUCAAACUGAUAAACUCGAAAUAUUCCCCAAAGUAGAAAAAGACGAACAAGUGAUUGAACAAGGCUCAACCCUAUCACUCACUUGCAUCAAAGAAUUGUCGGAUAAUUUAAUCGAGCUGAGAUGGACCCUUCCCAAAUUCCAAACCUCUCUUCCUGCGAUAUUUCGACACGGACGACUCGAAAAAAUUACUUUUAGGAAUGAAACGCACCUCAUCUCGACAAUGACUUUGACCAACACCACUAACGACGACACGGGCUUUUACAAUUGCAGCGGAAACUGGGAACAAGAUCGAUACGUUUACGUUUCUAGUCGGAUAAUAUUUUCAAAGAAACUAUUAACAUUCAGACAUAACGUUAACACUUUCGAUUCGCAUUAAGAAAUUCGAUUUUUAUCCAUUUCAUUACAACCCAUCCCAACGUCACCAUCACCAUCUCCACCAGCAAACGAGAGAAAUAGGCGUCGAACCACAAAAGGCAUUCCGCAAGAUAUUUGAUUCCUCAUCUCCAACUGAAAAUUCGAGAUGGUCAUUCCAUCCCAGAAAUGGACUGACGAUAAAGAAUGCAACCGUUUCUGACUCGUCCAUUUAUUAUGUCGUUAGUUACUUGCGCUUCGUUAACGGUAAACGAGUCGACAUUAAACACGAAAAAACUACAGACGAAUUUCUGAGCUGGAUCAUCCCACCGGAUGAACUCAAUUAUUCUUCAGUAAUGCAAUUUUCUUUGAUUGUAGAAGGAAUGGAAGUAGAGGGAGCACCUGACGAUCCAGUGGAAGGAUCAAACGUCACAUUGAUUUGCACAACUUCCGCGUAUUUUCACAAUGUUCCACCUUCGUGGUUCUAUUACGACAACGGCCAUCAUCACCAAGUGACAAUUAAAACAGAUGUUCAAAUAAAAACGGAAAGAGAAUGGAAAGAUUUAAUUUUCUACAAGAGCCAACUGUACCUUACUAACGUCACCCUAAAAAGCCCCUACACAACAUUGAAAUGCGGGUACGAUACUGAAAAUUCGACCAUAAAAGAAAUCUCCUUCGCCAUUAAAGAAAUCGACAACGACCCAGUGUCUAAUUCAAUCACACUAGAAAAAGGAAUCACCCAAAUUUUGUCCUGCAACCGAUUAUCGCAACAUGUUCCUAUUCAUUGGCUCAAGGACGGCAACCAAUUCUCUGGCACAGUUGACGAGACAGAAACCUGGUCAACUCUGCCACUAAAAGGAAAAUCAAAGGAAGCUGGAAUCUACAAAUGCCAAUGGAAAAACGGCAGAGGAGAGGCCAGAAACAGAAACUUCAACGUCACUGUCACUUUCGUUGAAGAAGAAACAAAUGCCAUGAUUCUGUCGGUAACUUUCAUCGGAUUACUUGCAGUCGGAGUGGGAGUUGGAAUCAAACUUUACUUUGACAAAACAAAAGCGGAAAACCAAGUUGAAAAAAUCCUGAAUCCGGGUGAAAUCGACCCGAAUAUUCUGAUUAAAACGGAAUUCCUGUCCUACGACCAAAUAGGAGAAUUUACGAAGAAACAGCUCAGACUCGUUUUGUUGUUCCUCGAUAUUUGAUGCAUUUAAAACAAAAUAAUUUGAAAUU
Messenger RNA from Daphnia pulex (common water flea), 1620 nucleotides. RefSeq lists its product as uncharacterized. The record is from RefSeq and is a predicted model, not a curated record. Bases 753 to 1592 code for a protein of 279 amino acids. Lineage: Eukaryota; Metazoa; Arthropoda; Branchiopoda; Diplostraca; Daphniidae. The transcript has 9 exons.